AUGUUUUCUAAGGAAACCUUACUCGUCCUAGGCCUCUUGGCCAUGGUUGCUCUGAUAUCCUUUAGCGUGACAGUUAGGAACCUUGCUGAGACUUCGUCAGUGUUUGUAACUGAAGUUGCUAAGGAGAAAAAUGAUGUGCCAGAUGUCAAAUACGGAGAAAAUUCAUACUUCAUUAUAAAGAGUGAGACUAAUAUGUUGUUGAUGGGUUCGAAGAUAGCAAUAGUUUCUAUGCUGGCCAUGCUCCUUUUGAUCUCCUCGGAGGUGUUAGAGUUAGCUACUGCGGGUGGUGGGGGCAACCUUGGUGUUGGUGGUGGAUUAUCAGGUGCUGGUCGUGGUGGCUCCCCUCGUGGUCGUGGAGGCUUCCCUGGUGGUGGUAGUUUUCCUGCUGGUGAUGGUGCUGGUGGCUUCCCUCGUGUUGGCGGUGGCUUCCCUGGUGGUGGUGGAGGCUUCCCUGGUGGUGGUGGUGGUGGAGGUGGAGGCUUCCCUGGUGGGGGUGGAGGCUUCCAAGGUGGCGGUGGAGGCUUCCCUGGUAUUGGUGGAGGCUUCUCGGGUGUUGGUGGAAGCUUCCCCGGUGGUGGUGGAGGCUUCCCGGGAGUUGGUGGAAGCUUCUUCGGUGGCGGUGGAGGCUUCCCCGGUGUUGGUGGCGGAGGCGGCUUCCCCGGUGUUGUUGGCGGAGGCUUCCCUGGUGGAGGUGGCUUCCCAGGUCAACGAGGUUAAGAGUAAAGAAUGAGACACUGCACGUAGUUCUACCUAGUUUCUACCUAGUUAUAAUAUAUUUCAUGAAUAAACUCGUGUUGUGAGAGGCAUGGAUAUAGUCAACAAAGAGGCCUGUCUUUUCUCUAACCUUUCUUAAUUAUCACUAGAGUUAUUUCCCAGUAAGAAAAUGUUGAAUAAAAUUAUGAUAUAUGUGCAAAGUUAUCGUUUUUCCUAUGAAUGGUGAGUUUUACUUCUACCGUUACUACA
Glycine soja is the source of this 963-nucleotide messenger RNA. RefSeq names its product glycine-rich protein 5-like. Lineage: Eukaryota; Viridiplantae; Streptophyta; Magnoliopsida; Fabales; Fabaceae. Bases 1 to 717 code for a protein of 238 amino acids. The record is from RefSeq and is a predicted model, not a curated record. The transcript has 4 exons.